Messenger RNA from Quercus robur (English oak), 1998 nucleotides. Its product is annotated as transcription factor bHLH63-like. Gene Ontology annotation, molecular function: DNA-binding transcription factor activity; protein dimerization activity. Bases 519 to 1829 code for a protein of 436 amino acids. Lineage: Eukaryota; Viridiplantae; Streptophyta; Magnoliopsida; Fagales; Fagaceae. The transcript has 7 exons. Gene Ontology annotation, cellular component: nucleus. Gene Ontology annotation, biological process: regulation of DNA-templated transcription. The record is from RefSeq and is a predicted model, not a curated record.
UCUCUCUCAAUAAUUCCGGCCAGUUGUUUUCAUAUUCCGGCCUUCAUUGUCAGUCUUCCCCGACCACCUCUUUUUCUUCUUUAAUUAUAAAUAUUCACAUAUACCCCACCUUUUCUCUUCCCACUUUAUCCUUAUAUAUACACUGACCAAACCCCAAGUACAACCACAUACAUACACAUACUUAGGCACACUAAGCCCCCACGUAUAUUGCUCCUAGCAACAAGCAUUUACUACCCCCCCUUUGUGACUCUCAUCACAAACCCAAAGGCCUCGUGAGUUUGUGUGUGUGUGUAAGUGUUAGGCACAACCGCACAAGAUAGUGCAAGUUUGCCUAAUCUUUCAAUAAUAUAAAGAGUAAAGACUUACUACUUGCAGUAAGGACAUAUUCAUUGUUCACCAAGUGCCACUGAAUAAUAGUACUACUUUUUGUAGAGAAAAAAAGCCGGUGCCUGCUCUCUCCCUUUUUUCUUUUCUUUUUUUCUUUCUUUGUCACUCCGAAAGGGUCUUUGUUGAAGGUCAUGAACAGGGGUUAUAUACAGGAGGAGAUGUUGCACUGCACGGACGUGACAGUGCUGGAGAGGCAAAGGGCGAGGAUGAAGUGGCAUCAAGAUCAACAGCAACAGAGUUAUUUUGGAGGGACUGAGUUUGGUGGUGGUGGUGGUGGUGUUGUGUUUCAGGGUCACGAGGGUCCUCAUCAAGUUCAGAACUUUCAGGGUUUGGUGGGUACUGGUGGUGGUGAUUUGGUGCUUGGAGAGGUGGUGAGUCAGUCAUUGAAAGUAGUUGACCCAGCUGGCUUGAAAAAUAGGUGGGCUGAGUUGGGCAGGCUUGAGUUACCUGACAUGGGUUUUGAGUCUUGUGGGUUGGUGAAUGGGACCAGUAGUGAGUUUGAGAUGACUGCUGGUGCUGUUUCAAGGACUUCAAGUUGCCCACCAAAAGUGGUGGUGGCAGCGGUGGCUGAGCCAAAAGGCAAGGUAUCAGUGCCAGUUGGGAAAGAGAGCUCCAAGAAGAGGAAGGCUGAUAAAGUGCAAAACAAUCAGGUUGUUGUGGAAGAUGAACCCAAAGACAAGAGGAGCAAAUUAUGUGCAGAGGACGGGGAAUCAAAGAUCACAGAGCAAACCAGCGCCAAAAACACCACCGCCGACAACAACAAUAGAGAAAGUUCUUCUGAUACUUCAAAGGAGAAUUCAAAAGCUUCCGAGGUUCAGAAGCCGGAUUAUAUUCAUGUCCGGGCACGCCGCGGCCAGGCCACAGACAGCCACAGUCUAGCUGAGAGGGUGAGGAGGGAAAAGAUCAGUGAGAGAAUGAAGUAUCUGCAGGAUUUAGUACCAGGGUGUAACAAGAUCACAGGGAAAGCCGGAAUGCUCGAUGAAAUCAUCAAUUAUGUUCAAUCUCUUCAACGACAAGUAGAGUUCCUGUCCAUGAAACUAGCUGCUGUAAAUCCAAGGCUCGACUUCAACAUUGAAGAUUUCUUUGGAAAAGAGAUGUUUCCUGCUUGCUCAACAAGUUUUCCAACAAUUGGAAUGUCAUCCGAAAUGACUAAUCCUGCCUACCUUCAGUUUAAUCCAGCACAAGUGGUUGCGUGUUGUGGUUUGGAAAUGGGGAUAAAUUCAUCUGAUAUGGCUCUUCGACGAUCCAUCAGUGCACCUAUGUCGAUCCCUGAAACAUAUAUUGACACACCCUGCUUCACUCAACUACCGCCUUCUUCAACUUGGGAUACCGAUUUACAAAACCUGCUCAAUCUAGAGUUCCAUCAAGGAAGAUCAACAUCCUUUCCUUCCCAACCAUUUACAGGUUCCAUUGAAGCUAGCAAUCUAAAGAUGGAGAUGUGAAUCGAUGUAUCCAUCAUACAAUUUCUUGGAUGAGUUUACUCCACGUGCCUCUGAUCCAGAUUCUUUUUUUUUUUUUUUUUUUUUUUCUAGUUGAAGUACAUAACGUAUAUAUUUGUAUGUAUACUUGCCUCAUAGUAUGAAUAAGAUCAAUAUCUAUUAACCUCAACAA